This is a messenger RNA of Saccostrea cuccullata (small rock oyster), 1129 nucleotides long. Its product is annotated as beta-1,4-N-acetylgalactosaminyltransferase bre-4-like. Lineage: Eukaryota; Metazoa; Mollusca; Bivalvia; Ostreida; Ostreidae. The record is from RefSeq and is a predicted model, not a curated record. Bases 15 to 1073 code for a protein of 352 amino acids. Gene Ontology annotation, molecular function: galactosyltransferase activity. Gene Ontology annotation, cellular component: Golgi apparatus. Gene Ontology annotation, biological process: carbohydrate metabolic process. The transcript has 7 exons.
UAUUGUGUAUAUUUAUGAUUCUUCUGGUCAGUAAUGGAAUAUUAAACAAUUCGUCCAUAGUGAAAGAUGAAUCAGUCCAAGAAUUAAAUUACAGAGACUAUAUUGGUCAUCACGGACUGUUCCGUUUGUAUUCUGAAGACCAGGAAACCACUGCUUCAGAUUUUGAUUCACAAUUCGGCAAAAAUGGAACCUACAGGGAUCGUAGUGUCAUGUGUAAUGUAACGAGGGCACAAUUGAAAGGCCGUGAAGAGAUAGACACCCGAAUCUUAACUUUCUCAGAACUAGAACGAAUGUUUCCGGAUCAUCGAGGGGGGAGAUAUCGGCCAUCUCAUUGUAAACCUUCAUCAAGAAUCGCCAUCAUCAUUCCCUAUAGGAACCGUGAAGCUCAUCUGAAACGCCUCCUUCUGAAUCUCAUUCCAAAGCUUCAAAGGCAGCUUCUAGAUUUUACAAUCUACGUUAUAGAACAGAAAGAGAAUGAAGCGUUUAAUCGAGGAAUGAUGCGUAAUAUCGGAUACGUAGAGGCGAAGAAAAGAUUUGGUUACAACUGUUAUAUCUUCAAUGACGCUGAUACCAUUAUUGAAGAUGACCGGAACCUGUUCAAGUGUGGUCAAGAUUUUGUUCAUCAUUUAGUUUCUGGGGUGCGACGGUACAAUUAUAGCUUACCAUACAGAGGACUGCUUGGGGGAGUAAUAGCAAUAAAUGACCAACAGAUGAUGACACUGAAUGGAUACUCCAACAUGUUCUUCGUCUGGGGAGGCGAAGAUGACAAUCUGUUUGAUAGAUUUAUGGAUAGUAAUUUAUGGUUUGAUAGAACAGAUUAUCAAGACGGACUCGUCACAACUUUAGCACACAAAAAAGACAAGAAGUUUGUAUCUCGAUAUAGAACCCUUACAAAAACUAGACACUCCAGGAAAUUUGACGGCGUUUCCAGUCUGCAGUAUGAAUCAAUACUCGUCAAAUACAAACCUCUCUUCGUGUGGAUCGUUGUCAGUGUAAACCAAACACUUAUAGACGAGGAAUUUCAAAGAAAUGCAGAGAAUCAACUGAGGAAAUAUACACUAGAAAGUGCUUGAAAGACUACAGACGAUGGGCCUAUUUUAGUACACUAAACAAAAUUACUAAAUCGCCA